CUCUCUCUCCCCUUAUUUUCCUAUUCCAAUUGUACUUUCUUUCUCCUUCUUCCUCUUCCUUCUUCCUCUCUCUCCCUGCAACUAAAACAAACCACUGUGCCAUCUUCACCCCUUUGAAAGAACUCUCAUUGCUCUCAAAGCCUUCAACAUUUUCAGCUGAUGGCAUUGGAAACAGCAACUCCCCCACCUACUCCCAGUGCCCAAGUUGUUGGAAAUGCUUUUGUAGAGCAGUAUUACAACAUUCUUUACAACUCUCCAGAAUUGGCCUAUAGAUUCUAUCAUGAUUCAAGUGUGAUUAGCCGGCCAGAUUCCAAUGGUGUGAUGCAAUCAGUGACAACCAUGCAAGGUAUUAAUGAGAAGAUUCUUUCCUUGGAUUACACAAACCAUAAGGCUGAGAUUAAUACUGCUGAUGCUCAGAAGUCUUAUAAGGAAGGAGUAACUCUACUAGUAACCGGAUGUCUAACAGGAACAGAUAACUUGAAAAGAAAAUUUGCACAAUCUUUUUUCCUUGCUCCCCAAGACAAUGGGUACUUUGUUCUGAAUGAUGUAUUUAGAUAUGUAGAAGAUGGUGAACCCUUGGAGAAACAUAAUGUUAAUGGUGUUCAUGAUGCUCCUAGAGUGCCUUCAACACCAGAACCAGAGCCUAAUCGAGUGGUGGAUCCUUCUGCACCAGAUCCGGGAACUGCUCUUGUGGAAGAGAACCAAAAUGUUGCUGAGCAAGUUUAUGAGCCAUCAGACCAGGAAAGACAGGUGGUCAAUGAAAAAGAGGCUGUUUUAGAUUCCCAGUCUCAUUCAAAUGGUGAUGAUAUUCCCAUAAUUGUUGAAUCAGCUUCUUCUUCAGCCCAAGAGGACACUCCAAAGAAAUCUUAUGCAUCAAUUGUGAAAGUACCAAAAGGGGUUUCAGUGCCAACUAGAGUCUAUGUGCCUACUAAUACUACAAGAGUGACACCCAAGAAAACUGAGAACCAGCCUCUUGUGUCCAUAGCACCUGCACCACCUGAAGCAUCUGCACUUUCCAGCAUUGAUGCCCAAGAGAGUAACAAUAUUCCUGAGGAAGUUGAGGGCCAUUCCAUUUACAUUAGAAACUUGCCCUUCAAUGUGACAUCUUCACAGCUGGAGCAGGAGUUUAUGAGGUUUGGACCAAUCAAGCAAGGGGGUGUCCAAGUUCGAAACAAUAGGCAACAGGGAUACUGUUUCGGUUUCGUUGAAUUUCUGUCUUUGAGCUCCAUGAAUGAUGCAAUUCAGGCUUCACCAAUAAUAAUUGGAGAGCGUCAAGCUGUUGUGGAGGUAAAGAGAACUUCGACUAGAGUUGGUAGUGGAAGAGGUAGCUUCCAUUACAGAAGGGGAGGGUUUCGAAGUGACAGCUUCAGGGAUCGCGGAAACUAUGGUGGUAGCCGAAGCUUUGGCAGAAAUGAGUAUGGAAACCGAGGUGAAUUUUCUGGUCAACCUAGGGGUUCAGCUGGACGAGAAGGGAGAGGGAGAAGUGUCCGUUCAAGUGGACCGAAACAGACUUAUGCUUCUACUUGAAACCCAAUAGAGUAAAACUUCGUUUCUUGGCGGAAAAGUUUUUUUUUUCAUAGGGUUAGUGCUCAACAUUUUGGAGGAAUUGGAGUUGGUGAGUUUAUCUUAGUAAUUAAUUUAACUAGGAAUCGAAUGUUGGAAUCAAUGAAUGAAAGGCAGUGAUGUAUCUUAGAUAUUCUGUUAGAGAAUUUUGUGAAGAGCCUCUUAUUACCAUGCCAAACAAUUUCUGAUUUUCUGUUGAUGGAAAUCACUUGAGUUUGUGGUGACCCUAACUUCAAAAUAGAUCAAGACCCUUUUUUUUCUCUGGUUUUUUUUUUACUGUCUUGUAAUUGUU
This is a messenger RNA of Durio zibethinus, 1855 nucleotides long. RefSeq names its product nuclear transport factor 2-like. NCBI's taxonomy places the organism in Eukaryota, Viridiplantae, Streptophyta, Magnoliopsida, Malvales, Malvaceae. The record is from RefSeq and is a predicted model, not a curated record. Gene Ontology annotation, molecular function: mRNA binding. Gene Ontology annotation, cellular component: cytosol; ribonucleoprotein complex.